Molecule: messenger RNA, 1289 nt
Organism: Cutaneotrichosporon oleaginosum
Lineage: Eukaryota; Fungi; Basidiomycota; Tremellomycetes; Trichosporonales; Trichosporonaceae
Molecular function (GO): oxidoreductase activity; zinc ion binding
Source: RefSeq, a predicted model, not a curated record
UCUACUCACAUCCGGACGAUGCCCACGGGAGAGUGGCAUUCAACUACGGCGUUGACGCUGCAUCCAUCCUCUCAUUGUUCUUCCUCCCAACCAUCAUCACAACAGUCCCCAUCAACAAUGACUAUCGGCGCCCUUCCUGAAACUAUGAAGGCGGUCGUCCUUGAGGCGCCGCACAAGGUUGCCGUCAAAGACGUGCCCACCCCCAAGCUUGAGAAGCCCACCGAUGUGAUCGUCCAGACCACAGUGGCGGGACUUUGCGGCUCUGACUUGCACAUCUACCGCGGUCACCUUCCCAUCCCCCUUCCCAUCACAAUCGGGCACGAGGUCGUCGGACGCAUUGUCCAGGUCGGCGACGAGGUCAAGAAGUGGAAGGUCGGCGACAAUGUCAUUGUGCCGUUCACGGCGACAUGUGGCGACUGCUUCUACUGCAAGAAGGGCCUCAUGGCUCGCUGCACCACCGGCAUCACCUUCGGCACGGGCCGCGGCCUCGAGGGCUGCCAGGCCGAGUACGUUCGCGUGCCCACUGCCGACACGUUCGUCUUCCCGCAGCCGGACGACAUUCCCGCGUCCACCCUGCUGCUCAUGGCCGACAUCUUGCCGACGGGUUACUUCGUCGCGUCGGGCGGCAAGCGCCUGCUCAUGGAGAGCUUGGGGCAGCCGAUGAGCGGCGACAUUGUUAAGGAUGUCGAGGCGAAGAAGGAGGGUGUGUGCGUCGUUAUCGGCUGCGGACCUGUUGGUCUGUGCGCCAUCUCGUCGGCCAUGCGCAUGUUCGAGAAGGUGUUCGCGACGGACCUCGCGCCGCACCGCCUCGAGGCGGCCAAGCGCCACGGUGCCAUUGCCCUCCAGGACGAUGAGCUCAAGGCCGCCAUUAUGGAAGCGACGGACGGCCGCGGCGCCGACGUCGCGCUCGAGGUUGUCGGCCACGCCAGCGCCAUGACCAAGGCCAUUGAGCUCGCGCGGCCCUUCGGCAUUGUCUCGAGCUGCGGCGUCCACUCGGAGCCCAUCACCUCGAACGGCUACAUGCUCUUCCACAAGAGCCUCCGCUUCCAGUGGGGCCAGUGCUCUGUGCCUACUUAUUUCCCCGGGGCGUUGGGAGUGCUGCGCGACAACAAGGAGAUCUUCGCUCAGUUCAUCGAGCAGAAGAUCGACUUUGCCAAGGCCGAGGAGUACUACGCCCUGUUUGAAAAGAACAAGGUUGGCAAGACUGUCUUCGUGCUCGGAGAUGAAGGUGUCUAGUCUGGUCGUAGCGUCGCAUUCAGAAGCUUUGGGGAUUUGUGAUGCAUGCUUGU